Messenger RNA from Mastomys coucha (southern multimammate mouse), 13112 nucleotides. It is a transcript of the gene Dgki, whose product is annotated as diacylglycerol kinase iota. Gene Ontology annotation, cellular component: nucleus. Lineage: Eukaryota; Metazoa; Chordata; Mammalia; Rodentia; Muridae. Gene Ontology annotation, molecular function: ATP-dependent diacylglycerol kinase activity; protein binding. The coding region runs from base 23 to 3238 and encodes 1071 amino acids. Gene Ontology annotation, biological process: intracellular signal transduction; diacylglycerol metabolic process; lipid phosphorylation. The transcript is spliced from 34 exons. The record is from RefSeq and is a predicted model, not a curated record.
CCCCGGUGCGGUGCAGCCGCGGAUGGAUGCUGCGGGAAGGGGCUGCCAUUUGCUGCCCCUGCCAGCGGCGCGCGGACCUGCCCGCGCUCCCGCCGCCUCCAGCGCCCUCAGCCCGACCGGCCUCUGCAGCGGCACCGCCUCGGUUUCUUUCGCGGCCGCCGGAGCGGUCGCCAUGAACCCCAGUUCCUCGGCGGGAGAGGAGAGAGGGGCGACGGGCGGCAGCAGCAGCAGCGGAAGCGGCGCCGGGAGCUGCUGCCUGGGCGCCGAGGGCGGCGCGGACCCGCGGGGUGCAGGGGCAGCGGCGGCUGCUGCCUUGGAGGAGCCCGCGGCCGCCGGACAGAAGGAGAAGGAAGAGGCGCUGGAGGAGAAGCUGAGGGACUUAACUUUCCGGAAGCAGGUCUCUUACAGGAAAGCCAUCUCCCGGACAGGCCUCCAGCAUCUGGCUCCUGCACAUCCCCUCGGUCUUCCUGUGGCAAAUGGUCCAGCAAAGGAGCCCAGAGCGACUCUGGACUGGAGCGAGAAUGCUGUGAAUGGGGAGCACCUAUGGCUGGAGACCAACGUCUCGGGCGACCUCUGCUACCUGGGGGAGGAGAACUGCCAAGUCCGAUUUGCAAAAUCCGCUCUCAGGAGGAAGUGUGCAGUCUGCAAAAUCGUGGUCCACACAGCCUGCAUUGAGCAACUAGAGAAGAUUAAUUUCAGAUGUAAACCAACAUUUCGGGAAGGAGGCUCCAGAUCGCCAAGAGAAAAUUUUGUGCGUCACCAUUGGGUCCACAGGAGGCGGCAGGAGGGAAAAUGUAAGCAGUGUGGUAAGGGCUUCCAGCAAAAGUUCUCCUUCCACAGUAAAGAGAUCGUGGCCAUCAGCUGUUCCUGGUGCAAGCAGGCGUUUCACAAUAAAGUGACCUGCUUCAUGCUGCAUCAUAUUGAAGAACCCUGCUCCCUGGGGGCUCAUGCUGCUGUUAUUGUCCCGCCCACCUGGAUCAUUAAGGUGAAGAAACCUCAGAACUCCCUGAAGGCCUCCAAUCGGAAGAAGAAAAGAACGAGUUUUAAAAGGAAAGCCAGUAAAAGAGGAACUGAGCAGGAAACCAAAGGCCGUCCUUUUGUCAUCAAGCCCAUCUCCUCUCCUCUCAUGAAGCCUUUGCUUGUCUUUGUGAACCCAAAGAGCGGAGGAAACCAGGGAACCAAAGUCCUACAGAUGUUUAUGUGGUACCUGAAUCCACGGCAAGUCUUUGAUCUUUCUCAGGAAGGGCCAAAAGAUGCGCUAGAGUUAUACAGAAAGGUACCAAAUCUGCGAAUUCUGGCCUGCGGUGGGGACGGAACGGUGGGCUGGAUCCUCUCCAUCCUGGACGAGCUGCAGCUGAGCCCACAGCCUCCGGUGGGGGUGCUUCCACUGGGGACUGGGAAUGACCUGGCUCGGACGCUCAACUGGGGCGGGGGUUACACCGAUGAGCCUGUCUCUAAGAUCCUGUGCCAGGUGGAAGAUGGGACCAUUGUACAGUUAGAUCGCUGGAACCUCCACGUGGAGAGAAACCCAGACUUGCCACCCGAAGAACUUGAAGAUGGCGUGUGUAAGCUUCCUCUGAACGUCUUCAAUAAUUACUUCAGCCUUGGAUUUGAUGCUCACGUCACAUUGGAGUUCCAUGAAUCCCGAGAAGCAAAUCCAGAGAAAUUCAAUAGUCGUUUUCGAAAUAAAAUGUUCUAUGCAGGGGCAGCCUUUUCUGACUUCCUACAAAGAAGCUCUAGAGAUCUAUCCAAACAUGUCAAAGUUGUCUGUGAUGGGACAGAUCUCACCCCAAAGAUCCAGGACCUGAAGUUCCAGUGUAUAGUAUUUUUAAAUAUUCCCAGAUAUUGUGCUGGCACAAUGCCUUGGGGAAACCCUGGAGAUCAUCAUGACUUUGAACCCCAGCGUCAUGAUGAUGGCUACAUUGAAGUCAUCGGAUUCACUAUGGCCUCUUUGGCUGCCUUGCAAGUUGGGGGCCAUGGAGAAAGGCUGCACCAGUGUCGGGAAGUGAUGCUUCUGACUUACAAGUCCAUUCCCAUGCAAGUGGAUGGGGAGCCAUGUAGAUUGGCACCUGCUAUGAUUCGGAUCUCCUUGAGGAAUCAGGCCAACAUGGUACAGAAGAGCAAGCGGAGAACCUCAAUGCCUUUGCUCAAUGACAUCCAUCAGGUGCAAGCUGCGGACCUACGGCGAGUGUCUGCUCCCCCCGGCUCCUUCACCAUUCCCCAGUCUGUCCCAGAUCGCCUGAGGAUCCGUGUGAACAAAAUCAGUUUACAAGAUUAUGAAGGACUCCACUAUGACAAGGAGAAACUCCGGGAAGUGUCCAUCCCUCUGGGUAUUCUAGUUGUUCGUGGAGACUGUGAUUUGGAGACUUGCCGUAUGUACAUAGACCGCCUACAGGAGGACUUGCAGUCAGUUUCUUCUGGGUCACAGAGAGUUCAUUACCAGGACCAAGAAACCUCCUUCCCCAGGGCGCUCUCAGCUCAGAGGCUGUCCCCGCGGUGGUGCUUCCUAGAUGCAACUUCUGCUGAUCGCUUUUAUCGAAUAGACAGAUCUCAGGAACAUUUGCACUUUGUGAUGGAGAUUUCUCAUGAUGAGAUUUUUAUUCUGGACCCAGAUAUGGUGGUGUCACAGCAGGCAGGGACACCUCCAGGAAUGCCUGACCUGGUGGUUGAACAGGCUACUGGGCUGUCUGACUGGUGGAACCCUGCCCUGAGGAAACGUAUGCUAAGUGACAGUGGGAUGAUCACACCCCACUAUGAGGACUCAGAUCUGAAAGACUUUAGCCACUCCAGAGUGCUACAGUCACCAGUCUCUUCAGAAGAUCAUGCAAUUUUGCAGGCAGUCCUUACUGGUGACCUUAUGAAGCUCAUGGAGAGCUAUAAGAAUGGAGGGAGCUUACUAAUUCAGGGACCAGGGCACUGUUCGCUCCUUCACUACGCAGCUAAGACCGGCAAUGGGGAGAUCGUGAAGUACAUCCUUGACCACGGACCUGCAGAGUUGCUGGAUAUGGCAGACAGUGAAACGGGUGAGACAGCACUGCACAAGGCCGCCUGCCAAAGGAACCGGGCUGUAUGCCAGCUUCUGGUGGACGCAGGAGCAUCUCUGAGACAGACGGACUCCAAGGGAAAGACACCCCAAGAACGGGCACAGCAGGCUGGGGACCCAGAUUUGGCUGCUUACCUAGAAAGCCGACAGAACUAUAAGAUCAUUGGCCAUGAGGACCUGGAAACUGCUGUUUGAUUGUGGUAGACAGGAAAGAAGAACUUGAGCAAGCGUAUCACCUACGCCCUCCCAGCCACUGGGCAGCUCCCCUGGAAGAAGCUAAUGGAAUCCAUAUCUGCCUCUCUCCUGCAAGGAUCUAUCUGAGAAUAUGCUACCAGGUUUUAAGGGCUACAGGGAUGUACAACAGGACAUGAUAGCCCAUUGAGAAGGAGGCAGGCUACCGGAGAUUUGUGGAGUACAUGGUCCACAAAAUUUGAUCCUUAUUGCUUCUAGCCAAGUAGCAUGAACUUCUGUGUUCACCCAUCUAAUUUAUUUGAAAGAUUCUGAGGAUUUUCACAUAAAUGGCACUGCUCCACCCUCCCUCUAGGCAUUCACCCUUCCCCUGUACUCAUAAUUUUACUGUAAUCACCCAUCGAUUUAGAAACUAUGGUUUCAUCUCUUUAUUUUCAGUCUUCCAACCACAACAUUGUCUGACGGUCUUUGAAACCCUCCCGGAUGUCUUACAGAAAUAUAUCUAUAAAACCACUUCCAUUUGCAGACUAAAUAUACCAAGACUAACUAGUGGCUUUGCAUGUCUCCCCCAACCCCCACCUGGUUUCAUCACAUAGGGGCUGGGAAGUGCCACAGGGCUAAUGUCAACUUAUGUGCUCUGUCUCUGGGGUAUGGUAAGGUAGUAUGGGAGCUGUCUGUGCUUGAUGUACUUCACAGAUGUUACCUAGAGGUAGCCCAGGCAGCUGGGCUGCUGGUGAUGAGAAGGAGUGGUUCAGCUUGAGCUGUUUGUACAGCUCUGCACUGCCCACGUGCAGCCAUCUUUGCCUUCUGCUGCAGUAGAGAUGAGCCAGGGAGUCAAUGAAACCCCAUAACUGGUUUACAGAGCCGUGUGAUUCUAAGUGCUGUUUCAAUGACAGGAUUGAACCUGUCUUGGACAGUGGUUAUAGGAAAUGGGGCACUCAAAUGUUUAAUCCUAACAUUGUAAAAUGAUAACAGAAAGCAGUCUAAUUGACUGGAAAAAAAGAGCAAAAAUAAAAGUGGCAAUGUAUGUUACAAGAACAGCCUUUGGCAUUUGGGGCUGAGGCUAACAACUGCAGGCUCAUGGAUACAGAGGUGAAAGGGGGUUUGUGUGUGUUUUUCUUAAGAGUUCAGUUUUCAGGGAAGGCUUGACCCAAGGACAAAGUCACUUUACCAGUUCCAUGGUCAGACUCUCAGGAUGCCUGGCCCUUCCUGGUCUGUGCUUGACCUACGACCUUUUGGGUUCUGAGAUCAUGACUGAUGACCCUAUUUUCUGUGUAUUAGGGGAGUCUAUUUUGCUCCUUUUCCUACCUUAUUUUCUCCCAGCACAAAUUUCUUAAUAUAAGCCACUGUGGCAGAAAUAGUUUCUAAAAUUGUCACUUCUGUUCAUGCCGUGGAUCAGGUGGGGCCUGGUAAUAAGGAAGGAAAAAAUAUCCAACUUUCUAUCCAAAAUCUCUUCAACUUAGGGGGUGGGUCACAAAAACAAGUGGGGUAUGUAAUCUUUUCUUUCUGUUUUCUUCCAUUUUUUUCUUGAAGAGAGCAAAAUGCUCCCUCAGCAUUUCUGCAUGUGACCUUUAACUUCACAGUCCAAUGGGGAAAAUUUACUUAUCAGAAUCACGAAUCAUCAUUUUGAAAGGACGGAUAUGAUGUGCCAUAUUAAGUGUAAGGAGGCUUUGAGUGGGGAGGGAUUUCAUUACUAGAGAUUCCCGAUAGUAAUUUCAAGAUCAAACUUGGCAUCAUAUCUAGCUGUGGGGAAAUGGGUUGGCUAAGAAUAAUGUGUUUCUAGGCAUCCAUCUCAGAACUGGAACUCUCUCUGGACUAGAUCAUUUCCAGGAGUUGAAGUCACUGGGUUUCUGUUAGAAGUUUUUUCAGUUGUUAGGGCUGUCAAGGAAAUAUUGUGAUGACAAACAUAAUCCUUAGAAUGGACUGGAACCUGGCUUUGAAUCGAGCCUUCCACCCCCUAGAGUAAGCCAAGCACUUGGCCAAGCAGUUGGUUAUCCAGCUGGCCACUGCUGAGAUGCAGGUCUAUAUUUUCAUCAACCACCAUCUCAUAUUUCUCUGAGAAGGUUUCAAAACAGCCCAGAGAAAAUUUAGGAUAGAGGUGGUUAUGGGCCAAUCCCAAUAACUCUAAGAUAAGUAAAUCCUUAGAAUGAAGGUAGAUGCAGUACUGACUACCGUAGGGGUCCCAGUGCUGUAGAGAUUUAUUCUCAAACCCCUAAAAAUAAUUUAGAUAGUACAUUACUGCUGAGGAUCCAUAUACUAUACAAGGUCCAUCUCUGGAAAAUAUAGCACCUCUAAAACUUGGAAUGUCAAGAAAAUGUGAACAAAGAGGCCACAGAUUUCAUGAUUUUAACAAUUUUAAGUCUAUCUCCUGUAGGAUGUUUUGUUUUGUUUUAGUUGUUUGUUAUGUGUGGUAGUUCUGAGCAUCAGAAAGAGCUAAAGCCAUGUGGUCCAGGAGUGCCGGUCUCUGCUUAGGCAUAUAAUAUCACAUGUAGUGAGCCAACAGGAGGUGUGGAAGAAAAUUGAACAGUUCUAGCCUCACAUACUUUAUCAGACAUGAAAAUAUGUACCUGUAAAAAAUAAUCUUUACACACCCUGCUGGGGAUGUUCUGUAAGGAGCAGCCCGCCUAGCUGAUUCUCUGGUGUCUACUCUCUUGUGUCUUCCCUGGAAUUCUUUAAAUUAGGCUGGUGAGAGCAUGAAAAAUGACAUGUUAUUAAAAGAGAGCAUUGUACAGCUGUAAAGGUAAUAAUUUUUGUGACCUUGUAUUACAUAGACGAUGAAACAUUAGCCCAAUCUUUGACACUACCACAUUCGCCAACACAAGAGAGACAGAAUUAGUUACCCUAGAAGGGUAAACAGCAUGACUUGGAAUUUUGCCUUGAGAUUUCUGCCUACUACCAUAGAGGUGAUGAUUGAAACCCAGUGGGAGUUCUGAGGCAGAAUUCAGCUGCAGCGAAAUUAGUAAGAAAUAGUAGAAGGCCCCUAUCCCUUGCUUCUUCCUGUUUCCCCAGAAGCUGCCCAGGCACAUUGGUCAGGGUUCUGAGAUGCUCAACAGGUCAGUUCUUUUCACCGGGACCUAGUAGAGACUCCUUCGCAUAAUGGAUCUCUGAAAUGUAUUUGCUAGAAUCUUUAGGAUAUCCAUGCCUAAGAAAAUAAAGUAUAGCAAUUUCAUUUUACCAUGUCAAUUAUAUGAACACACAGUUUAGUUAUGAAAGUAGCACAUGCAUUUUCUAAAAGUUCUAACUCCAUGGGAAGCAUCCCAUGAAUGUGAAGGAGUUCUCUGUGCUGGUAUCCCAACUCAGUACCCAGAAAGAAACACUGUCAAUGUGGACAAACAUGCUUGCUUGGAUGUUAUGUCAGAAAUUUCUCGCUCAUAUACACGCCUAUCUGUACAUGCCACAUAUAUCCACCAUACUUAAAUAGAAAUGUAUUUAUUUGUAUACACAUAUGGGCAUAUGUGCCAUACACCCAUAUUGCAUAUGUUUAGAAACGACAUUUUAAAAGCAUGCAAAUCAUCUUUACGUGUAUAGUUAACACUCAUAGGCAAUGGUUGGUAAAGAAACACAAUUUUCAUUUAAUUGUCAUUUCCUCUAUUCCUGUGCUUACUUCUAUUCCUGCAUUGCUACUGUUGCACAUGGCAUUGGAUAGUGUCAGAGUCAUAAAGUCCAUAAUCAGUAAGUCUUUUGAUUACUUAUAUGUUGCCUUCCAUAAUACAUGAAACCACCCUGAGCCCUGUGGCUUGUCCAUUCUGUUUUUAGAUCUCAAGGCAGUAAAGGAGAGUUAUUUCUUCUAUGAUCUCCUCACUGCAUUAAAGCUGAGUUGAGAAGCCUAGCACCCAGUCAGCUUUCUAAUGCUCUUUAACUGGGGCAAGCUGUUGUGGAGGAGAAGGGGUAGUUACUUGGUUUUGGUCUGGUGUUGGAGCAGCUUGUCUUCCAGUAGGAGAAACUAAUUAAAUCAUUGAGCAUAGCAUGGUGUUUUAUUCACUUCUGCUCUUUAAAAGUAAAAAUAGAUCUUCGUUAAAAAUGGCUCACCAUAACCACCAACUAAGACUGCUAAUUGUUCUCUCCAACUAAAUUAUGUUCCUGUUAGGGAAAGAAAGACCAUGUACUAAAUUAGCUAUCUGAACACACUGUAAUAUGUAUUUAGUAUAAACUGUCUCUGCCCAUGUCUCCAACAAUGCUGCCUUUUCAACUCAUAGUUCUUCUCAGGAACUGAGCUCCACAGUGAGCUGAUGAGAUGUCUUCUUCCAGUAUCAUCACUCAUGGCCUUCCCUCCAGUUCUCUGGCUGAGGCAACAUUCCUGGCACCACUGCCUAUCACUUUGUUUCACAGAUGCUUAAAUCUUCCCCAGAUGUUAUAAUAAAAUAUAUCAAGAUAAAAUUUCCCUUUGAGGGCAAGUACCUGUGUUGGCCAAAGGAUAAGGACAUGCCUCCUGACCUUGGCCACAUUAUAGAGUUAUGACCAGUUGAUUCUUAGAAGCAGUCAGGGAGGUUUAGUUUAUUUUUUUGUUUUAGUGACCUGAGAGGUCACAGUCAUAGACACCCCUUCCACAUCGGAUGGUGUAGGAUGGUGCCAGCAACAUGUGCUUUUAACAUCACCCAGAGAGCUGGAUUGCAUAAGAGUUAUACCCUUGAGAGCAACCUAUGGAUUUUAAGGUUGUUAAUGCAGCUUAACAAGAAACCUAAAAACAGAAAUGAGCAAAGAAAACCACACUGGGCAAUCUGCUCAUGCAGAACAUUGAAAUUUAUUAUUCUGGUCCCAAAGAAGAAACAGAGAACAAUCCUAAAGCUAUUAAAACAAAUACUUUAUAGUAGAACCUAAAUGUUGGAUGAUGUGUUACUCCAGGAAGUACUAAUUAGAUAUGUAUUCAGUCAUGCUCAUCCAAUAACAUGUUCAAAAACCUAUCUUAUUUGUAAGUUUCUUUUAAACAUUUCUUUCAAACUAUUUAUCACUCAUUGCAAUACUCGGUGAAAAUCUAGUUACCUAUGAAUGGAGUGGAUAAACAACUUCUGUAGACAGGGACAAAAGAAAAAUCUAAAUAGUUUAAAUUCUGUGAGUUGUGUGUGUAUGGACUCUGGGCUACCUCAGUAUGUCCUGAAAGUUCACCAGAGUCUUUGUCAUGUUUGUUACUCUGGGUAGCAUAUUUUAGUUCUGUACAAGCAAAUGUUAAAUAGGAAAGCAAUAGUAUUAUUUUGUAUUUCCAUUUCCUUGGAAUCCUGGUAAUGUUCUAAAAAGUAUCCUUGAAACUAAAGCUUUAAGAUAAAAGUUAAAAACUCUACUUAAAUAAAGGCUAAGAUUUAUUUAUCCCAGGCCUCGGGAGCUAAACCAGGAAUAAUAAGCAGAAUGUUCAGUGGGUUUUGAUUAAAUAUAAAGAAGAUGAAGUAUGAGUUGCCAAAUAAUGCAGUAGGCAUGCAUACAGAGUUACAAACUUUCAACAUCUGGAAACACUUAGGUGGGGGGUAUUUGACCAUCUUUAGGAAUGUCACUAGUAAGGACUCAAGAUCCAAAGGGGCUGCAAUUACAUUGUUAUUUUCUUUACAUAAUUUUGAAAAUGGCCUUGUCUGAUGGCAACAUUUGAUCUUUAAAAAUUUAUGAGAACCUUGAUUUCUUAAAACAUCACUUCAUAUACAAGGAAGUUUAAAACCUUGGAGGGAGUGGUCUUUAGUUCUCAUUUUAAAAAUUUAAAACUAAGCACAGAUUCAAGAACUCAGAAAAGAAGAACACAUACGGAGAUAAAAAUUCAAAAUUCUUCUGAAAACAUUUUGGGUGUUGAUGAAUAUUUUUGGACAUUUUCAAGAAAAUCCUUAUUGGAAAUCUUACCAUUCUACCAAUAUAAAAAAUUGUUGUGAUUCGAGAUUCUUAGAAUUAACUGUAACCUAAUCACAGAGGGAAAUUCUGCUCGGGGAUCUUUAGAAGCUAAGUAAAUGUACAUGAAAGGCAUCAUGGGAAACCCCUUGGCUUCUGGUACCAGCAUGGAAAUUGCAAUGGAGGAAAUUCAGAACAAAACAGUGAGAUUGGUUUUCUCUGUUUCCAGAGUCCCAGUAUCUGGAGGCCAGGGCUGUCAGAGUUGGCUGCCUUUGGUAAUGGGAGCCACAGGGACUCUCUUGUUUCUCAGCUCUUUGUUAAGACACACAUGUGGCUUACAAUAUAAAGUAAUUUAAAACAAUUAAACUAUUGUUUAUUAACAGCUUCCUUAAGUUUUUUUUAAGUCAGUGCUUUGAUAGUUCGAUGCAUUUUUGACAGUUCUGAGCUUUUACAUCUGAUACCAUUCCAUGUGGGGGAUAAUACAGGUAUGAUAUCCCAAAUGAACAAAUUAGGUCUUGGCAUAGUGAAUUAACUUACACAGAAUCACACAGUCACAGGGUCCCCGUCAGAUUAGGGAGCUCUUGAAGUUUCAGACUACUGUACCCCAAAAUGAUGCUUUCUGGGAAAACAGUUGUCCACCAUUGCCUUCAGUGGAGUUUCAGAUCCGUUGUUCAGUUUUCCAUGAUACAAAGUUUCUCCAUUAAAAAAAAAAUCUAUCAGAGAUGCCAGCAGCCAAAUUGAGUAGAACAAAGAGACAUCUUAAAUUUACAAUUCCAGAUAUUUUGUUAUCCAGAUGUGAACAAAUUUCAAACACAAAAGUCUUCAAGGUUUGGAUACUGUGGUAGAUUUCAAUUUUGUUUAAGAUCUCUCUGCCUUUGUCUCUGUCUCUUUCUCUCUCUCUGCCUCUCUCUCUCAUUCUCUCUCUCCAGCCCUCCUCCCUCCCUCCUUCCCUCUCUCAAUGAAAGCUCUAUUUUGCCUUCUUUGAAGGCUAAUAUUGUUUCAGAACACAAUACCAAAAGGUGUUGAGAAUGGCCCUGUCAUUCAAAGCAUGAUUGAUCUGUUUAUGGGAGGGUGUAGGUUCAAAGUUCACCCUAUACAAUCACAUACAUAGACAUUAAGACACAUAUGGGAAACUAUGCAGAGCUUGAAGUGGAAAGAAUAGCUAAUGUUCUCUCAUAUGGAUUGUAUAUUCUCCCAGGAGUGCCUAUGGGCAGACUGGUGAAUUUGUACAAUGAUAUCUGAUCCUGAAAAAAAAAAAAGGCAGUGUUAAGUUAGGAAUAAGAAUGUCCCAAGGAGAUGGGUUGUUUGGUACUGUCAGAUCCAAGUUCUAAAGAAUGAACAAGGUGUGAACUCGAAACCAAGGGCAAAAUAGAUCAAAACAGGCGUGAAAAGCUGGUAGCUUUAUAAUGUACGGCUUUUCGUUUCUAAACAUUGCAUCCAGAAAAAUUCAGUUGGGCUUCCUUGAGAAACAAAGUGUUUUUCAACUGUUUCUUCCAGUGCUUAAGUGAAGAUCAAAAAUCAGCUUAUUGAUCACAGGAAAGUCCAUCCUUAUUUGGGAGGGAACUUGGAAAAAAUAUAUUUCCCAGCUUUAGUUUUCUAUUAUUUUAGACUGAAAUGAAUCUUAGAGCCCAUUUGCUUCCAGGCUCCUGACAAACAGAUGGCAAAUUCUUAGGGGGAAUCAAGGGCAUUUUUGAACAAUAUUAUUCAUUGCAAUUUAGAGGCAGAAGUUCUUAUUCUCUGUCUUUCUCUAUCUGUGUCUCUGUCUCUGUCUCUGUCUCUGUCUCUGUCUCUGUCUCUCUCUCUCUCUCUCUCUCUCUCUCUCUCUCUCUCUCACACACACACACACACACACACACACAAAAUUCUUUUGCUACUUGUUGUCCUUUUGGUUGGGACUGGGAUUUAGAGAAAAGACUGAAGACACCUAUAUUUGUAUGAUCAUAAAAGGACUGGAGCUUUUCUAUUCCUCUCUGUGACUAAAUGAAACUUAAACUCAUGACAAUAGGCUAGUGCAGCUAUAUUUUUAAAGAUUACAGUCUUAAUUGACCAUCUCCCCUUUUAUCCCUAAUGGUGAUGUCUGAGACCCAGUUUUCUGGCAGGGGUAGUGGGAAGAGUCUGUGUUCAAAUACUGAGGAGAUAUAUCAUACCCAGAAUUAUGCUCUGAGAGAGUUUUUACAACCCCAUUCUCUCUUCUCUUCUGGGUCACUCCUUGUCCUUGGCUUGGGAAAGAAAAAUAAGAACAGUUUUAUAAGAAGAGACAAAAAAUUAAAAUAAAAAAGAUUCUCAGGCCUAGAACAGCUAGAUGGCUAUCGUCUUUUAUUGGUACAGGCUCUCAUGGCAACUCACAGAUAAUAUAUGAACACACUCAAUGAACAUUGGUGCUCUUGUAGGAGGCAGACUUUAGAGUGGCUUCAAGGAGUGUUAGCUGGGAAGUUUCAGUUUAUGCAGCUUAGUUUAUCUUGUUUAUUCACAUGACUGAAUGUGAAACUUGGGGGUUGGGGAAUGGGCGCCACUAAUGGAAAGGUUUGUAGUAGAAAUCCCAAAGAGUAGGAUGCUGUUUCAGAUUCCUUUCCUCUGUCUCUCUCUCUUUCAAAAAUGCCCACAAUUUUUUUUUUUUAAUUUUGAGACAGGGUUUCUCUGUGUAGCCCUGGCUGUCCUGGAACUCUUGUCUGUAGACUAGGCUGACUUCAAACUCACAGAGAUCUGCCUGCCUCUGUCUCCCGAGUACAGUGACUAAACUCACGCACCACCAUGAGAGGCCCGGUUCACAGGUUGCUGGUUCAUUAAUAAAGGCUGAGAAAAGUAAGAUCAAUUUUAUCUACAAAGUUAAAUGUCUUUUAGUCUUAAAUAUUCAGAUAGUAGACCUUAUUAUUUGAGGAUAUAAACCUAGCUCUUUUGUUUUCCUCUUUAAAAUGGUAUAUAUGAACUGAUUACAAGCAAUCUCUACUUAAAUGAAAAAUGCCCAAAGAAAUGACAGCCCUGCAUCAUUUGGGGUUUUUGUUGAAGUUCAUGAGCAGUUGUCACAGAAGCAUUCUUCAUAUUUGUAGUGUUUAAAGCAUUUCCUCAUCUUGACGCCUACUGCACCCUGCAUAAUGCAUCCAAAUGGCUCCUGAUCAUUGGGUUUUCUUAUCCAUGACAUUUUUCAUUUCCCACCCUACCCCACACUUCUUCCUGGUUGGACUGAGGCGCUAACCCAUGCACAUACAGGCUUAAUUCGCAGUGCAGUUAGGAUCUUGUUGCUUGCUGAUAUCCUGAUUGUGAGUUGGGACACAGCAGAAUGUCUGCCCUGGGGGAAGGUGGGAUGAAUCUGGGGACUUUAAAGGACAAAAUGUUACAGUGCAGUAGAAAACCAUGUAUGGAAGACGUAACGUGCAAAUUAGCCUCAUAUUUGUUAGCUCAGCUCUUUUUCCAAAUUGCCAAGGGUUAAGUGAACCACCAGGAGUGCUCUGUGGCCCACAGCUAUUUGAAAGCGAGGAAGUGAUCUCUGUGAAGCAUUACAUGGCUGCUAUUGCCGUCAGAAUGAAAAUGUUUCAGAGUGAAAAGGCUCUUGAGGCAUCCUGAGGACCACCGGCCAGAGGUGGGUCACUCACAGAGGCCACUCACAUGUAUAUGAAGACUUGGGGUCAUGUUGUAAAGGGCUCAUUCAUGCUUUCUGAUUCUGUCUGAUUACAUCCCAGAGCCAUGCCACGCCACUGCAAAGCUGGCAGCUGCAGGGUGGGGUUUCCCCAGUAGUAGCAGCUAUGGCUGUAGACGAGGAAGUUUUAUCUCCAGGUAAAGUGGAAUCCAGAUACUAUGAAGUGGAGGGAGGGUGGGUGGGAAGGGUGGGUUGGGAAAUGGGAAGAAAGGAGGUUUUUUUUGUAAUAAAGUCAUAAAGUAUUUUUCCCUAAUUUUCUCGCAUUUCCUAUUUAUAUAAAGAAUCUUGAUCACUGUGUUGCUCUACAGAGAUUUUCAAUGGAAUUAAUUUGGGAGACUGAAUUAAUCUCUGCAAAAGAAAUUGACUAGUUAUACUUACUUUUUGGACACUUUUUCUGUAUUGUGAAUCGUGUGGAAAUGUACAGAAUAAAAAUGAAAUAUAAUU